Messenger RNA from Durusdinium trenchii, 3774 nucleotides. Lineage: Eukaryota; Dinophyceae; Suessiales; Symbiodiniaceae. The record is from the annotation of a GenBank genome assembly.
AUGGGGCGCAAGCGGGAUGAGGAGGAGAUGACCAUGUGGCCGGUGCAGAUCGGCAACGAGGAGGCACGGCACGAAGAGGUGGUGAGUUCGAUGGAGGUAGGGGCGCUGGCGAAGGUGGAUCAUGACAUCGAGAAGGGCUUCUUGAAGUCCGAGUCCAUCGAGCCCAGCCGAAGCGUCUUAGGGGCCGCUGCGAUGCUCGCGCGGAUGUUCUAUCGGGACGCCUCGUUGGGCCGACGUGCGGUGGUGCUGAGCAUUUCAGUGUUUGCUUUGCUGUUGCUGGAGAUCGGCGCGGUGCUCUACUAUAGCGGCGUGCAGAAGAACUACAUGACGGCACUGCAGGAGAAGAACGUCGAAGCUUUCUAUCAUGGUCUUUGGAUGGUGGCUGCGGUGUGCCGCGCACUGCGCCACGUGUUGAUCGUGUUCAUCAGCCCCAUCAUCGCCUUGCAUGAGUAUACCUCAGGCUUGCUGAAGGUGACCUUUAGAGAAUCCUUAACCCGACGCUUCUGUGGCAUCUACUUGGCGGCGCCCGGUUACGCCGAAGGCGCGCCCUUCUACAGGGCAGUGGCUCGAAUCGAUGCCUUGGUGACCAAUAAGAUGCAGUUGAAUCUCUUCAGUCUGUUAACGAUCACCGGAGAGAUUGAUAACCCUGACCAGCGAAUUUGCCAGGACGUGUCCGAUUUCGUGGGCAUCGCCGUCCAUUUGGUGCAAGAUGUUGUGAGGACCGACGAGAAUCGAUCGGCGGAAUCCGGAGUCGGGAGGACCUUCUUGAACAUCUUCGGCUUCGCCACGGUCUUGUAUUCGAUCUCCCCAGCCGCCUGCUUUGGCGUGUUGAUCUACUCCGUCACCGGCACGUUGAUCGCCACCAGAGGUUUUGGACCUUGGAUCGGCUUCUAUCAGCUGCAGCGAGUCAAGCAGGAAGCCAACCUGCGCUAUGACCUGAUUCGCGUUCGCGAGAAUGCGGAGUCGGUGGCCUUCUUCGAGGGCGGUACUGCUGAGUGGUCCAAGUUUAGCACGCUCUUCAACGACUUGCUGACCACGGUGUACCGAAGCGUCGUGGUCGCCUCGGGCUUCGGGAUGUUCAAUCGGUCCUUCCACUGGGCCAGCAUGGCUUUCAACAUCAUCCUCGGUGCUCUGACGCUCAUCAUGGACAAGCUUGAAUCCCUGACGGACGUGGCCGUGCGCAUUCGCCGUCUGGAGGACUUGGAGCUCGCCUUAAGGCGCUGCAAGAACGAGGCCGACCGACCGCCACGAAAGGCUCCGAAGGAUUUGGAAUGGUUUGGGGUGCCGGAGUUGAGGAGUGUUGAGGACAACGCAGAGUCAGGCGCCGAUGAACUCCUGCGCUUUCGGGAGGCGCUCUCCGUCACACUGCGCACGCCUCCACGGCAAGGGAUGCUGCAACAGACACUGUGCCAGGAGCUUUCCAUGGAGCUGAAGGAUGGAGCUUUGGACGAAGAACAUGAUUUGCAUUGUAUCGGUAAGAGCUCCCUGCUGCGCGCCGCCGCGGGGCUCUGGGCCGAUGGCUGUGGUGAGGUCCAGCUGUGUCAGCGGCGCACGGCGCCGCGGCGGGCAGAGAGGGUUUGUCGAGAGCGGGACAGCUUGUUGGGUGACGUGGACAUCCAACAGGCCUUGAAACAGGUGAACUUACAUCACCUCUUAGAGCCUCGGAUCCAAGGGCAGAAGGGCUUUAUGCGGCAAGAAGUUGAGAUUUCUUCAUGUGAGCAGACGGGGGGUUGGUUGAUGUUGAUGUCUCUGGGGCAACAGCAGCGCAUCAACUUUGCGCGGGUGUUGCUGCGGCCAGAGACGCGCGUGGCGCUGAUUGAUGAAGGCACUUCCGCGUGCGAUCCGGGGAAUGAAGCUUUGCUUUAUGGAUUGCUGCGAGAACGGCUCAGCGGUUUCUUCGAUGCAGAAAGCGGAGCCAUCGACCCGCCCUGCAGCAGUUCCAUAGCCAUGUGCCGCUUGGAUGCCGAUGAGAAUCCGCCGGUUGGAUCGGCUGACAGGUUGUACUUGCACCGGCCGGGGGAGCUUUCGCACGAGCCAACUCGUAUCGAUUUCAUGACCAUGGAGGACCGGGAGCUGACCGAGCAGAAACUCGAGAUCCGCGGGUCGUUGACCAACUGGAACCCAAAGCUGCGGGUCUCGGUUCCGAACGAGACGUUGCGGUCUCCUCCCUCGCGAGCGAAACUGGGUUUGCUGAAGAACCAUGGCCAGCUCAUUGGCUACAGCAGAUUCCUCACCCAGGCCGCAGCGACCUACGCCAGCAGUGCGGCAGUACUGGAGACCUGUUUCGAAGGGGAGGGACGUUCCCGACUAAAGCAGCUGGACAGCGAUGGCCGGGACGGAGUAGUCAUCGGCCAGAGCAUGAUGAACGGAGAUAGCUUAGGAGGUGGCAACCUGGACUUCGACCUCGAAAGUGUGGGCAAUACCAGUGCAACGUAUCAAGCCGAUGCGGACACCUACGUGGCACUGCACACGUGUGAUCCAUACCCCACCCUGAAUGAGACCUGUGCGACUUUGCGUGCCCUGGCGUCGGGAUGGCAGGGGCUACUUGUGCAGGAGGUGUGGCACCAGUGGGGGACCCCAGACAUUUGGCCCUUUCCGGUGUUGAGCGUUGAGCAUCAGACGGGAAAGUUGAGAUUUCGCACCGUGGUUGGUGAGCUGAGCAGUCUGGGCAGCAGCCUUUGGAGCUGGAUCGGCAGCCUUUGGAGCUGGAUCUUCAUGUAUGCCUUUGCAUACACCUUCUUGGCCCUGGGGAUAUUGAACCUGAUCGGCUUCGCUGUUCAUGAUCUCACCCUCCUUUCCAGGAGGAACCAGAACUACAUCCUUGACUUGCCGGCCUUCAAUCAAGGCUUUCCCUACUUCAAGAAGUUUGCCAUGCUAUCAGGCAUCCCCAUUUUGCCAAAGCUCUUCUCGAUCGAGGGCACCGGGCGAACGCUAGCGAUUGCCAUAGGCAUCAUUUUGGCUCCGUUCAUCGUGGUUUGGGCCAUCCUCUUUUUGGUGGUGAUCAUCACGCCUUGCAUGGUGCUCCUAUUCUUUCGAUAUCCAGUGCGCUUGAGCCGCUUCGCGGUCUUCCUCACCUUGUUGGCCACCUCGAUCUUUGGGCUUACCAUGACCAUCAUCCCGCCGCUCUGGCAGCACACAUCGACCUGCAGCGACGGGGAAAACGAUGCUUUCACGAUGGCCGCAGCCACCGGACCCUACGAGGGGUUGGUGUACCUGGGGAAUCUCAAUGAGAGGCCACGCUAUGCGUUAGUCUACCAAAUCCAGAACUAUUCACCCGGAGAAUGUUACUGCGGCUGCUCCUACUUCAUCAACGCUGCCAGCCUGAUCCGCAUCUCCGCCAUCGGGGCUGGUGUGACCUUCAGCAGCUGUUUGAGUGCCUUCCGAUGCCUCAAGGGCCUGAGAAGGGCACAAUGGGCCAACCUCAUGCCGCACAGGUUCCCGGUGCCGGUCACCGUGUAUUCCGUCUUUUGGACCACGCCGAAUGGUGAUCCCAUUCAGCACCGCAAGGAUGUGGAUGCAGCUGGACGGUGGAAGCCACUGGGGGACCGUGUGAUGGAUGGUCCCAAGCUGCCUGAGUUGAAGAAGGGUGAGUUCUUCAAGCAACCGACAGAGGUCAUCGGCUGCUGCGGCUUCCCAUGUCUCACUGGUGGAUAUCAGGUGGAGUCAAGGGCGGAGAGAGCAAUGGCGAUGGCGGUGGGGUGUGCUUUUCCACGGACAACGAAGAUGGAGGGCACACUCAGAGGAACUCAACAGAUGGAAGUGGAUGGCACAUGA